This is a messenger RNA of Ilex paraguariensis (yerba mate), 2109 nucleotides long. The record is from the annotation of a GenBank genome assembly. Lineage: Eukaryota; Viridiplantae; Streptophyta; Magnoliopsida; Aquifoliales; Aquifoliaceae.
AUGGCUACUUUCUCUCUCCACACCUGCACAGUCAAGCAAUCUCGUAUGGUGACUAACAGACUCCACAUGUUCUUCCACCUCACAGCCAUAUUAGCCCUACUCUACUACAGAUUCUCUCACCUCUUUCAUGGCGAUGUGCCAGUUUUUGCAUGGGGCCUUAUUACCAUUUCUGAGCUAAUCUUCACUUUCCUAUGGCUCCUCACACAACCAUUCCGGUGGCGACCAGUAGUUUGGUCGGUUGACCCGGAAAAGCUCCCCAGCCACGAGGAUUUUCCAGCGAUAGACGUGCUUAUAUGCACCGCCGACCCUCAGAAGGAACCAGUGAUCGAGGUGAUGAAUACAGUAUUGUCAGCCAUGGCGCUCGACUACCCGCCGGAAAAGAUGGCGGUGUAUCUUUCCGACGACGGCGGUGCUGCCGUGACACUGUAUGCCAUGAAAGAAACAUGUUCCUUCGCAAGGGUUUGGCUUCCAUUUUGUAGAAAAUAUGGAAUCAAGACUAGGUCGCCUGAAGCAUAUUUUUCAUCAUUUGGUGACGAUGAUCGUCUUCUUCGGAGCGAUGAUUUCAAUAGAGAGGAAGAAAAGAUCAAGUCGACUUAUCAAAUUUUCAAGAGAAGUGUGGAGAAUUGCGGGUUGGAUGAUUCUGUUGUGCACGAUCGGCCCCCUUAUAUUGAGGUUAUACAUGAUAUUAAUAAGCAUGAAGUGAAUGAAGAUAGCCACACUAAGAUGCCUUUGCUCGUAUAUGUAUCUCGUGAGAAAAGACCAUUCCACUCUCAUCGUUUCAAGGCUGGCGCCCUAAAUGCUCUUCUUCGAGUUUCCGGAAUAAUGAGCAAUGCCCCCUACAUACUAGUCCUAGAUUGCGACAUGUAUUGCAAUGACCCUACUUCAGCUCGACAAGCAAUGUGUUUCCAUCUUGAUCCAAAGAUGUCUCCUUUACUGUCUUAUGUACAGUACCCCCAGAUUUUCUACAAUGUUAGUAAGAACGAUAUCUAUGAUGGCCAAUCAAGAUCAGCUUACAAGACAAAAUAUCAAGGUAUGGAUGGGCUAGGAGGCACAGUGUGUGCAGGCACGGGUUAUUAUAUGAAGAAAAAGACAUUAUAUUGUAGUCCUAAUCAUGAAGAUGAGUUUCUUUGCGAGUCACAAAAGUAUUUUGGUUCAUCGAACAAGUUCAUUGAUUCAAUAAAGGUUAGUAAUGAACAAGAUAUCAGAGGAAGUGGAAUUAUAUCAGAUGAAGUUUUAGAAGAGGCAAGAACUCUAGCUACGUGCACGUUUGAAGAGAACACGAAAUGGGGUAAAGAGAUUGGUUAUUCUUAUCAAUGUCUAUUGGAGAGUACAUUCACAGGGUAUCUUUUGCACUGCAAAGGGUGGCGAUCGGUGUAUCUUUACCCAAAAAGGCCAUGUUUCUUGGGUUGCACCACCAUUGACAUGAAAGACGCCGCGGUUCAGCUCAUGAAAUGGUCCUCUGAAUUGAUCCUAGUUGGUUUCUCAAGGUUUAGCCCCCUAACAUAUGGGAUCUCAAGAAUGCCCAUUCUCAAAAGCUUGUGCUAUGCAUAUUUCACAUAUAGCCAUCUUUUCUCUGUGGCAUGCCUCUUAUAUGGAACCAUUCCUCAGUUGUGUUUUUUGAUUGGCAUCCCUAUGUACCCCAAGGUCUCAAACCCAUGGUUUGCAGUGUUUGGAACUGUGUAUGUAUCAUCUCUUUUCCAGCAUUUGUAUGAAGUCCUCUCCAGUGGCGGUUCAAUUCGGACAUGGUGGAAUGAACAGAGAAUGUGGAUGAUAAGAACAGUUACAGCAUGCUUGUUUGGAUGCCUUGAUGCCCUUUUGAAGCGGAUCGGCAUAGGGAAAUCAAGGUUCAGAUUGACAAAUAAAGCCAUUGAUCAAGGAAAACUCGAAAAAUACGAGAAGGGUAAGUUUGAUUUCCAAGGAGCCAAGAUGUUCAUGAUCCCCUUAACAUUUUUGGUCAUAUUGAAUAUGGUUUGCUUCAUCGUCGGAUCGAAAAGGAUGAUUACUGAGGGAAACAGUGAAGACAUGUUUGGACAGUUUUUUCUCUCUUCCUUCAUUUUAGUUCUCAGUUAUCCAAUAGUAGAAGGGCUAAUACCAAAGAAAAGCAAGUGA